UACCUUGUCAACAACAUGAACUCCCAUCUGGUGGUAUCAUGCCUUUUGGCUAUCGCGGCUGUCACGUCAGCCAACCCGCCCUCAUUGGGACUCGUGCCCAUUACCACCAUCGAUAGAAUCCCGAACCCGAGCUACGCAUUCAACUACGCGGUAAACGACCCUCACACGGGCGACAACAAGGCGCAGUGGGAGUCGCGGCACGGAGACGUGGUCAAGGGGGCAUACUCGCUGGUGGAGCCCGACGGCAACAUCCGCCUUGUCGAGUACACUGCCGACCCUGUGACCGGCUUCAACGCCGUGGUUAAGAGGACCGGACCCAACAUUCAUUCAGUUGGCCUCCCAGUCGCCGCGCCUGUCGUCGCGCACGCCCCCGUCGUCGCGCCUGUCGUUCAUGCCCCGGUCGCCCCCAUCGCACCAAUUGCCCCUCUCCACACCGAAAUCAUCACCCCCGUGAUCGACGCCCCGCUACUAGCCCCGCAGAUCAUCCACCCCCUGCCCGCAUUGGACCUCGUACCGUACCACUUGCCGCCCCUAUCCCCAUGGGUUCACUUGUCUGGAGCCUCGUACGGCCACAAGGGCAAUAUCGUCCGCCGAUGGGCCGCUGGACCCAUCUCCCUAGCCGGCAAAACGCUCACUAUUAAAACUAAACACUAAUUUAUAAUUCGAAUUUAGAAUUCGGUGGUUGUUUUUAGACGUUUAUGACGCACAUGUUUUGUUUUUGUCAUAUGAUCAAGACUAUUUCGUUGCACUCUUUUCAAUAGUAUAUGUGCAAUGCGGAUUCUUAUGUAAAUACAAACGGAUCUCCACCGAUUUUCUGAUAUAAUAUAUGUAACUUCUUCCGUGUAUAGGUAACCUCUAGUUACUCACGGCGCUAGUGUGUUUUUGCAUAGGCUAUGUACGUGCAAAAAUACACGUAGGUCUUGAUAGAAGUUAAGUACGACGGUAUAUCCAAAGCAACGAAGUGUACCUGAACGACUUGUAUGUUGUUUGAUUGUAAAUAAAGUGUAUUAUUUACAAAUG
This is a messenger RNA of Pectinophora gossypiella (pink bollworm), 1020 nucleotides long. RefSeq names its product cuticle protein 7-like. Gene Ontology annotation, cellular component: extracellular matrix. Bases 16 to 654 code for a protein of 212 amino acids. NCBI's taxonomy places the organism in Eukaryota, Metazoa, Arthropoda, Insecta, Lepidoptera, Gelechiidae. The transcript is spliced from 3 exons. The record is from RefSeq and is a predicted model, not a curated record.